AAAGCACAGCAGAAGUGCUAAAAACUCCUGCUCCUGUUGUUGCCAUUGCUUCAGCGUCUCUAUAGGCUGAUUUCACCUGAUGCUGAAGGAUGUGCUAACAUUUCCACCUCUUUUCAUUAUAAGUGCUGGAUUACACAGUAAGGACAUCGGUUCUGUCUCACUGCACACACUGAUAAAAGGCAAAGACAUCAUGGGGAGAGGCUAACAACACCAGUUCCAGUGAAGAUGCAGCACACGUCGUGCACAGAGGACCGGAUCCAGCACGCUCUGGACAGAUGUCUCGAUGGACUCCGGCCAUCCGAAAACCUGUCACAGUCCUGGAGCGCGGGCUGGUGUAUGAACCGCUGGAGUCUAGAAGAGCUGAUUAAAAGAGACCCCGAUAAUUUUCUCAUUCUGCUGCAGCAAAUUCUCAGAAAAGCCAGAGAGGUUCAGCAGGAGUGUCUUUAUGAGCUUGUGGCCCCUUUGGCUCUCAUGUUUGAGUCCACACUACUGCAGAUGCCUCUUUGUCCAUCCAGUGAAAAUGUUCUGACAGAGGCAUGUGAAGUGUUUCAUGGCUUUCUAGCGUGGCCUGAGCCCUACUGUAGUGUGUGUCGUAACCUGCUCUCCACACUGCAUCAAGAGCUUCGAGCUCCAGGGAUUUCGUACCACAGACUGGUAAGAGAGGAACAAGGCCUUGCCACCUCCAGUCAGCGUUCUAAGAUCAUUACGGUGUUCUUGAUGAACCCCGCCGAGGUGCCCCUUGAGUUCCUGUCUGUGGCGGAGCAGCUCAGUUCCAUAGAGGUCUCACAGAGAGAGAGCAGUGUUACGCUCAUUAAACACAGCUACCAGUCAGUGCUCGGUACAAAAUACCCACUACACACCAUCAGCAGUGCUCUACAGUGCCUUAGUGAUGAUGAGUUGGCUCAGAUCAUGUCCUCCGUGAGUGACCUAUUGGAGUCUGCAGCAGCCAUGGUGGAUAUCGCUAAAGCUCGAAAACAUGUUGAGGGUGGCCUGGAGGCAUUGCGAGAAAAACUUGGCAUACCAUCCUCUAAUGGCAAAAUGUCAGAUGGGGUUCUUCAGACGCUCAGCCUUCCAGCAGCAAAAUGCUACACCUUCCAUUGGGACAAGGAUAAUUUUGAUGUUCUAAAUGACAUUCUAGACAUUGAGUCUGAAUUGACAUUAUCUCAAACGUCUGAGAGCAUGGAGGAGGAUGAUGUGGACAAUGUUGAUGUGGAAGAUGAUGAAUAUGAGGACUUGGAGGAUGUUUGCACUGACUAUCGGGCCUCUACUUUCUCCACUGUCUCCUCUCUCUCCACGGCCUCUAAAGACUCCAUGUUCUCCACACUGUCAGUUGCUUCUUCAGAAUGUUCUCCCCUGUCAACGCUCUCAUCUUCAUCUCAAGCUUCGGGGACGGACAGUGACUUCUGUGAAGACGUAGAGGAUGACGGUUUAAGCACAGUAUCUCCAUCUAAGACCAAAACCAGUGGCCGACUUUCCAAGCGCAUCUCACGAUUCUUCAAACCUCGCAGCAGCAAUUCUCUCUGUCGAGCCAAGAGCCUUGGCAGCCCAGAAGCUAAAGAAUUAGUGGUGGCGGUCCGCUCUAAGAGAUCCAAUUCUCUGCCCCAGCAGGUUCAUUUACGGAGCUCUGACUUAGGGUUCCCAGUUGUACCUCUAUCUCAGCUCCAGUAUGUUUGCUACAGGAGGAGACCUAUUCUGAGUACAGAUGAUGAAGACGGGCCAACAGGGGCCACUCUGCUUAGAGUGGUGGUGUUUGGGGCAGAUCAUGUAGCAGGGAGGGUAGCCCGAGCCUAUGGUAGUCUGAGGAAAAGAGAAAGAGACUGUCCGCACCUGACCAAAGCUUUCAGGAUGAAGUUUUUUUUUGUACCUGUGAGGAGGGAUACAGCCCCAGUCAACUCCAGGAGGUCCUCUCUGCAGCUCUCAGUGAGUCCACUGAAAGCAGCCAUCUCAAGCACAGAUCUCUGUAUGAACGGGAUGGAGGACAGCACUAAUGACAUCGCGAAUCUGCUGGGAAUGCUGGAUCCCUGGUAUGAGCGUAACACCCUGAGCCUCAUGGAACUGCCCGUCAAUGUGGUGUGCCAGCAAACAUCAAAGAUUGAUUCAGACUUGUCUGAGGGCACGGGUGAGGAACGUUUACCAAUAUUUGCAGACCUGGUGCUCUAUUACUGCCGGCAUGCUGCCCGUCCUGCCCUCAUUCAGCUCUAUCAAGCAGAGUUCACACUAGCUGGAGGAGUACGACGGACUGAAGUAUUUAUUCACUCUCUGGAACUGGGCCACACAGCUGGUACAAGAGCCAUCAAGGCCAUGGGAGCUGCAAGUAAGAGAUUUGGCAUUGAUGGAGAUCGUGAGGCUGUUCCCUUGUCGCUGGAAAUAACGUAUAACAGAAUACAUAUCAGUGGAAGAAGUCAGAAGACGAGGACAGAGAAGUCCUGCACCUCUAUAAACCUGCAAAAAGCCUGCAGGAAUUCAGAGGAACUAGAUUCUAAAAUGGAGUGUCUUCGUUUGACAAUGACAGAGGUGUUGAAGAGACAAAACUCUAAAUCAAAGAAAGGCUACAAUCAGCAACUGACCACCACAGAAGUGAAGGUGGAUAAGGUUCAGGUUAGUGGAACUUGCAACACCACCUUCGCAGUUUGUCUGGACCAAGAUGAGAAGAAAAUUUUACAGAGUGUGAUGAGGUGUGAGGUAUCAGUGUGUUAUAAGCCGGACAGUUCAACUGACUGGACGAGAGGAAGAGUCUUUUCAUCUCAGACGCAGCUUCUUCAGCCCACAUUCUGCUCUCUGCUGUGUCUCCCUGUGGCCACUUUCAGUGGACCUCAACCUUGAACCUCCAGCCUGACAGAAGCCUCAAAUCUGGUUAAAACACACAUCAAAAUCAGCUUUCCACUUUUGAUAAGUUUUCGCAUAAGGAUGAUGGAUUAAAAUAUGGAUAUUUUGUCCUCGCAAUUUUUGGAUUAUUGGAUCAGAAGUUACUGUUUUGUCUACUGUUUGGUACACCUACUGAAUAUAAUCUGGUGGAUACACAUUUGUUGACCUAUGAAUAACAUCAGAUUAUGAGUCAUCCUUGAAAGUUUUGGUACUUCUGAAUGGGAUGUUAAUACUGGAUUGAUUUGUAACUGGGCUGUUAUGCAUCCAACUGUAACCAGAAUACACAUUAAUGCACAUAUUAACCAGCAUUUGAGUAGGCACAAUUGAAUAGAUUGUUUGUGUAUAUGGUGUAAUUAUUUUAUGUAGGUAUAAUCAAAAUUCUCAGGAAAGACAUUUAAUGUUUUGCAAUAUUUUUAAUUAUUUAAACUUGUUUCUGUCAUGGAUCUCCGGACUCAGUCGCACCGCCUAAAAUAUGAGGUAAUCUGAGAUUUUUUUGUAUGUAUAGUUGUAUGUCCUUUUUCCCCCUGACUUUAUAUCGUUCUGUAUCUUGCCUUACUUAAUACCUCUUGUUGUAAUUGGAUUGGUUGGCCAACAGAGGUCCUCCUAAACCAGUUGUAGAGCUGGCAGUAUAAAAAAUACAAGACCGCUCCAUCAGUACACUGUAAUACUGGUGCAGUUUGUAUGUGAAGCAAACUGAAACCUUUCUUUCUUUCUUUCAAAAGAUAUGUGCGUGUCAUUUUGUUAAAGUAAUCAGAAUAACUGUCAAAAGCAAUCAUUUUCAUUUCUGAUUGUUUAAUAAACACUUAAAACUGUAUAUGUAUUUUAGUAAGAGAUAGCAGAAGUGUGUAUAUAUGUAUGUGUUUUAAUAAAGAAAACUAACAUUUGAGCAAAUCGAAGGAUUUCACUAGCUGGCAGUGCAGACUCUAGUUGUAUUUUUAUAUAUAUAAAAAAAAAAUUAAGGUUUAUUCAUUUUUGUAGAAACAUUCCACGUGUCCUUUUACUACAUUUUGUUGUGACAACAUUUUGGAAAGAGAGUUGUAGGUACAGAUCUGUGCAACUAAAAUGUUAUUCAUGAGUGUUCAAAAUUAACAUAUCCUAUCAGCAAAAUGUCCUAUUAUUAUUAUUAUAGUUGUUUUGUAAUUUUGUCAUCAUGGAGAAUUAAAAUGGUACUUUCAAUGUGACUUCAUUCAUAUUCAUAAGGUGCAGUCUUUGUCUUUAUCUAUUUGUAUAUCGUCAAAUUAAAAUAAAAUCACUUUCGAAAUAUUUGCAGUAUGGUUGCAUAAUGAGUAUAAUUAGUUAAUGUCAGCCGUAAAUACACAUCUCACUUUUUUUUAUUAAUUUAUUUUAUUUACUUAUUUAUUUUUUGAGACAUUUUUCAAAGAAUUUAAAUGUUUGCUUUUAGUUCUUUAACUGCCCUACAGGUUAGAGGCAUUUUUAUGAUCAAAUGUCAGGUUAAUAUCUAAACAAUGAUGUCUCUGUCUGCGAAGAAGGCCUUGAGAAGGCCUGUUUUGCUUGGGGUGGUUACAGUUUGAAUUGUUAGCCUGUUCAAGAUGUUAUCAAAGAACGUGAAAAAAUGUCACAAGAUGACUAUUUUAAAAAGCCACUGAGGGAAAUCAUUAGCACAUAUAAUUGGAUUAUGCCAGUUUUGAACUAGGGAAAAAUAGUCACUUUGUCAAUAAGAAAUAAUCUGACUCUGAAAAUAUUUAUAAUAAGUUUAGUUCUGCAUGCCUCAUUUAUUUAUAGUAACAAGCUUGUUUAUUGGCAUUUCUUAAAUGUUUGAGUCUUGUGAAUGUGUGAUGUGCAGAGGCAUUUUUUACUGCAUCUCAGAAAAUUGUAAAAUACAUUUAUGGAAU
Danio aesculapii is the source of this 4718-nucleotide messenger RNA. It is a transcript of the gene pik3r5, whose product is annotated as phosphoinositide-3-kinase, regulatory subunit 5. Bases 226 to 2823 code for a protein of 865 amino acids. Gene Ontology annotation, biological process: positive regulation of MAP kinase activity; G protein-coupled receptor signaling pathway. The record is from RefSeq and is a predicted model, not a curated record. The transcript has 18 exons. Gene Ontology annotation, molecular function: 1-phosphatidylinositol-3-kinase regulator activity. NCBI's taxonomy places the organism in Eukaryota, Metazoa, Chordata, Actinopteri, Cypriniformes, Danionidae. Gene Ontology annotation, cellular component: phosphatidylinositol 3-kinase complex, class IB.